Danio aesculapii is the source of this 4151-nucleotide messenger RNA. It is a transcript of the gene brsk2b, whose product is annotated as BR serine/threonine kinase 2b. Lineage: Eukaryota; Metazoa; Chordata; Actinopteri; Cypriniformes; Danionidae. Gene Ontology annotation, molecular function: protein serine/threonine kinase activity; ATP binding; tau-protein kinase activity. Gene Ontology annotation, cellular component: cytoplasm. The record is from RefSeq and is a predicted model, not a curated record. The transcript has 20 exons. Bases 194 to 2839 code for a protein of 881 amino acids. Gene Ontology annotation, biological process: intracellular signal transduction; protein phosphorylation; microtubule cytoskeleton organization.
AGCGCUCGGCAGCCGAGAGAGAAAGAGGGAGACGCGGAGGAGAGCAGCAGCCCCACCGAUCCUCAAGCGAGAGAGAGAGGCACAGCGUCUGGAGCAAGAGCUGGGCGGGGAAAUAACUGCGGUACUCAAGAAAUACUUCAUUGCCGAACUGCAGCAAUUUGUCGGCAUCGCAACUUCGUCCGUGUAAAGCAAAAUGUCAUCGUCGGGGAAAGACAACAGCUCCCAACAACAUGCGAAUUACGUGGGACCGUAUCGCCUGGAAAAGACGCUUGGCAAAGGACAGACAGGCCUCGUGAAGCUGGGGAUCCACUGUGUCACAUGUCAGAAAGUUGCCAUAAAAAUUGUAAACCGGGAGAAGCUCAGCGAGUCUGUGUUGAUGAAGGUGGAGAGAGAAAUAGCUAUUCUGAAGCUCAUAGAACACCCCCAUGUUUUGAAGUUGCACGACGUCUAUGAAAAUAAGAAAUAUUUAUAUUUGGUUCUAGAGCAUGUGUCAGGUGGAGAACUCUUUGACUACCUGGUAAAGAAGGGCAGGUUAACACCCAAAGAGGCCAGGAAGUUCUUCAGACAGAUCAUCUCAGCGCUGGACUUCUGCCACAGUCACUCCAUAUGCCACAGAGACCUGAAGCCAGAGAACCUGCUGCUGGAUGAGAAGAAUAAUAUCAGGAUAGCAGACUUUGGCAUGGCUUCUCUACAGGUUGGAGACAGUCUCUUAGAAACCAGCUGUGGAUCUCCUCACUAUGCCUGUCCAGAGGUUAUAAGGGGGGAGAAAUACGAUGGCAGGAAAGCUGAUGUAUGGAGCUGUGGAGUCAUUCUCUUUGCACUUUUGGUGGGUGCUUUGCCAUUCGAUGAUGAUAACCUAAGGAAUUUGCUGGAGAAAGUGAAACUCGGGGUCUUUCACAUGCCCCAUUUCAUCCCUCCAGACUGCCAGAACCUCCUGAGGGGGAUGAUCGAGGUGGACGCCACCAAACGGCUCACGUUAGAACAGAUACAGAAGCACACGUGGUACAUAGGAGGAAAGAACGAGCCAGAACCAGAACAGCCGGUGCCCCGAAAAGUGGCAAUCCGCACGCUACCCUCCACCGAGGACAUCGACCCGGAUGUGCUGGAAAGCAUGCACUCGCUGGGCUGUUUCCGAGACAAGAACAAACUAAUGAAAGACCUGCUGUCAGACGACGAUAACCAGGAAAAGAUGAUCUACUUCCUGUUGUUGGACCGGAAGGAGAGAUAUCCAAGUCAUGAGGAUCAGAAUCUACCACCCAGAAAUGAGAUCGAUCCUCCCAGGAAGCGAGUGGACUCUCCACUCUUGACGAGGCACAACAAGAGGAGGCCGGAGCGCAAGUCAAUGGAGGUGCUGAGCGUGACAGAGGGCGGUUCUCCUGUUCCUGUGAGACGCGCCAUCGACAUGGCACAACACGGGCAAAGUAAAAGCUUGGAUAUCUCAGAUGCCAACCCCAUACUGCAAAGCAAGGAGGAGAGGUCCAGGUCCAUCAGCGGAGCCUCUUCUGGUCUGUCCACUAGUCCACUCAGCAGUCCUCGGCCCAUGCGGCGGUUCGCUGUUCCUCCACAAUCCUCAGACCUCACAUAUUCACCCAACCACAGCCCCACCCAUGCGCCUGUGGCUCGGCUAAACGGCACAGGCCCUCACUCCCCCAAAAUCUUUCUACCAAAGACAGCUGCCGAUCAACUCAACAACAAAACCCAGACCCUUCCAGCCAAGCCCAAAGUUGCAGACAAGCCCCUGCAGGCCACCAGGUCCAACCCGCUCCCUAACAGCACACCUGUGCCAUCUGUGGCCAAGUCUGAACCUUCUACGCCCUGCCAACCCCUGCCCCCGCAGAUACCCGGCAGCCCGAAAAUACGGCGUCCGCCGCUCACAGUGCCGCCCAAGCUCUCUGUUCCCCUUUCACCCCUUUCGCCCAUCCGGCUUCACCACCUUCACCCGCUGGCCGGGACUGACCACAACGGCAAAUCUAUCCCCACCAUACAGGUUACACCCCACCCCUCUCCCAGGGGCAGCCCAUUGCCAACUCCGAAAGGAACACCGGUGCACACGCCUAAGGAGAGCCCAGCCGGGACCCCCAGCCCAACGCCACCCCCCAGCCCCUCUAUUGGAGGCAUGCCGUGGAGAACACGUCUCAACUCUAUUAAAAACAGCUUCCUCGGCUCACCACGCUUCCACCGCAGGAAACUACAAGUUCCCACACAAGAGGAGAUGUCCAGCCUAACACCAGAGUCUUCCCCCGAGCUUGCCAAAAAAUCUUGGUUUGGAAAUUUUAUUAACCUGGAAAAGGAGGAGCAGAUCUUUGUGGUGAUUCGGGACAAGCCUCUGAGCUCCAUCAAAGCAGAUAUUGUCCAUGCCUUUCUCUCUAUUCCCAGCCUCAGCCACAGUGUGGUGUCUCAAACGAGUUUCCGGGCAGAAUACAAGUCCACGGCUGGCCCCACCGUGUUCCAGAAACCAGUGAAGUUCCAGGUGGACAUCACCUACACCGAAAGCAUGGCUGCCACCAAGGAGAACGGAAUCUACUCUGUCACUUUCACACUGCUCUCAGGUCCCAGCCGACGCUUCAAACGGGUGGUGGAGACGAUUCAGGCUCAGUUGUUAAGUACACAUGACCAGCCUGGUGUCCAGCAGCUGUCUGGCAGCCCAUUGAGUAACUUCUUUGACGUAAUUAAACAGCUCUUUUCAGACGAGAAGAACGGUCAGGUGUCCCAUCCGCCCGGUACGCCCAAGCAUGCCAACAGCAAGAGACAUGAGCCCGAGCCUAAUGACUCCAAAUGCCCAUCUGGCCAAGACAAAGCCAAGAUGGCGCCUUCAGUUGGGACACAGGAACAACCUUAAACCAGGAGAAACGCUAGCUUACUAGUUUUAAAACAGAAAUGAGGAUGAAAAGAAAGGACUCAAGCUGGUUUUAACCAAGCCUCUACAAACUUUUAUAUGAUGGAAUGAAAAUUAAAUAUCGACUCGACACUUUACAAAGGGGCAUACAGACACACUCACACGAACAUACUUGUUUUUUUUUUCGUCUACAGUGUUGUUUGUUCUUCAUUGCUUUAUGUUCUGUUUUUUUAUGAUGCCUUUAUUUAUUUCUGCUACCAGGAAUUAUCCAGAAAACGUGUUAAAGCCCAAGUCCUGCUCUUGCACAAGAUUCAUGUAUGGCACAUUGAUGGAGGGCACAUUACACAGGACGUGUAACUGAGGGAAACUCCUCAUUCUGAUGCAUCUAAACACGCCAACGAGAGCCGUUCCAACCUUUUUUCCCCUCCUGCAGCUACUGUACAUACAGCCACACAUUUCCAAGGAUUUGGAGCGAAGCCUUAAAGCGAAGAUGUUUAUGAAUUCUCUCUAUAAGCUGACCCACGAUGCAUAUUUAUUUUGUCCUUCUCUUUCUGCCAAUGCACACUCAAGCGUACACGCGGGAUGUUGCUACGAAAGGUACGGAACUCUGGACUUCAUAGCACACACGUUUGAGGAGUUGCCCUCCAGGAUCGUUGUUGGAUUGUAUUUCUUUUUCAAUGUAGUCUUUCUUUGUGAAAUGAAGAGUUUAAAACAUUUUAUGGACUCAGUGUCAUUGCUGUACAAGAUCCUAUUUGAAAAAUGACAGGACGGCUGGGGGAGUGGCGUCACGGUAAAUGAUCUAUUCUGUUGUACAGAUUGAAAAUAUUCCUUAUGUAACAAAUGUCUAUCAGUUCCAUCGCUUAGAAGAAUUUGUGUUGCCAUGUCCUGUUUUGUUUUUUCUUUCACGUAGCGUUCAUGAAAUGCUAGUUUUGAAUGAUGAUUAUGCUUAAUGUAUUCGAUGGGUUACUCCUGAUGUCAAUUUUGGAAUUGUUUUAUUUAUUUUAAUUUCUAUCGAGAAACAUCUGCAGGAUUCAGAGACUUUUACCCUUUUUUUUGUAACUUAUUUAUGCGUUUUUAAUUUAUUAAGCUGGGGAAUAUUUAUAUAUACAAAACCGGGUGGUGGAGAUUUUAUUGUCUGCAUCAGGGCGACUCGUCAGAUUGUCUGAAGGAUCUUGUGUUUUGUGUACGAUAACACUUAUCCGAUUUUGUGAAUGAAGCACUCUUUCUUUCCCGGCUUUGACCAGAUUAAAGAGCUUGUAGUAUAUGUUAAAUUAUUUACUGGUAAUUUAAGAAUGUAGACUAGCCUCUUUGGGGU